CGUCCUCUUCGUCCUCUGCACUUCUCACAACCAUGCUUUGUCUCGCCAUUGUCUGCGCUCGCAUCUCGGUCAUCAUCAUCGAUGCGUCUCUGACCACGCCGCCCAUCCACCCCACCACCCCGGUCAUGCGAUUAUUUCAUUAUCACUCUCACGAUAUCUCAGGCCUGGGCUUGCCGCAGGGUCCGGAUCGGAAUCGACACGGCGACGAGCCGUGUCAAGGUACCAGCAACCCUCGGGCGAGCGAGCGAGCAUGCGAUUCGACUAUUAGCAUUGAUGGUCAUGCAGUCAUGCAGUCAUGCAGUCAUGCAGUCAUGCAGUCAUGCAGUCAUCGGUUUCACCGAAACAUUUACUCGACUCCGCGCUUAGUGUUGCGGAGACGGACUGCGGCGGCCGCAAGAGAUAGUUGCACGUGCCAGGCGUUCCUGGACUGUUUGCCUCGGCCCUCGGUCGCCGCGCUCUUGUUCACGCUCCUCGCGGCUUUCUCAACAGAGAUAAGCCGAUGGCAGCCGACCCGAGUCCGGAUGCCCGAGGCUGGGACCCGCUAGGUCCGGCGUCAUCUGCUGCUGCUGAGCUACUGGGCGGAUUACGCUGACGUACUGACAGCUUCUGGGUUGUGGGUUUGGCGGUUCCGCUGCUGCUGGAAUCCUCGCCGUUGCUCGAUUCAGUGCAUUUUCUGUCAGCUGGAACCGGCC
This is a messenger RNA of Cutaneotrichosporon oleaginosum, 692 nucleotides long. RefSeq lists its product as uncharacterized. Lineage: Eukaryota; Fungi; Basidiomycota; Tremellomycetes; Trichosporonales; Trichosporonaceae. The record is from RefSeq and is a predicted model, not a curated record.